Trichomonas vaginalis G3 is the source of this 1416-nucleotide messenger RNA. Its product is annotated as guanylate cyclase protein. Lineage: Eukaryota; Parabasalia; Trichomonadida; Trichomonadidae. Bases 1 to 1416 code for a protein of 471 amino acids. The record is from RefSeq and is a predicted model, not a curated record. The transcript has a single exon.
AUGACAGCUCAUCAACAAUGCUCUACAGGGCUUUAUGGAAGAGAUGGUUUAAUUGAUACGAUUAAUAGUAUAAGAGCUGAUUCACCUUGUAACUUUAGUUUGAGCGAAUCUACUUAUCAUGAAAGUCUUGCUUGUUUGUCAUUAGAUAGUGGUGUUUCUGCUUUUUAUAAUUUAAUGACAGGGUUAAUUAUACAGGCUUCUUCAACAACAUUUUUCACCGACUCUGAUUUCAUACAAACAUUCCAUUAUAUUAAUUCCCAUUUGUAUUACCAGAUGGAAGAAAGAGUUGAUGAUCUUUUGGAACAAGGUAAAAAAGAAGGUGAUGUUUCUGAUACUUUUGUAUCGGCUUUGGCGGUUAUUUGUAUUUUUAUCACUUUAGUUGAAUUUUUGAUAUCUGCUUAUAGGAAUGUCUUCUUGUUUAGAACGUAUAGAACAUUGAUCAAUUUCAUUCUUAGAGCAAAUCCUACUGAUGCCGUCGCAAAUGAUGAUUUAAUGAUGAUUUUGUUGAAUAGAAAAAUUUCUCAGAGAAUGGCAAAAAUGUCAGAAACUGCAACUUUACUUGCCAACACUUCCCAUCCAUUGAUAUUCACAACGCAUGAUGGAGUUAUUGUAUAUGUUAAUUCUUCUUUCCAGAUUGUGUUUAACUACGAAGUUUCGCAUAUUGUUGGUCAAAAUAUUUCUUUGAUAACUGACAUUGAUAAACUUGAAAAAAUUUAUCAUCAAGACAAAACUAUUAAAGAAACAGUUGUUAAAGAUGAUGCAACGGAAGAUGAAGGAUUUAAUAAGCAUGAAACUGUUGUUUUUGAUCAUAAGAAUCUUAGAAUGAAAAGAGAAAAUGGACAAGAAAUAGAAUGCGAUGUUUUACCAAUAAUGACAGGAACAAGGUCAAAUAAAUUGUUUGCUUUCGUUGUAACUGAUCUUAGCUCUGUAACUGCUAAGCAAAAGAAGAUAAAUAUUCUUAAAGGAGCAAAUGAUACUUUGCAAACAAAUAUGAUGCCAAAAGUUUUGUCUGAAAAUGAAGGAAAAACAAAAGUUGGAAAUGCAACAGUUUGUACAAUAAGAUUGGUUCAAUUCUCUAAUUCUUUGGCUCCUGCUGCUGUAAUGAAACAAAAGAAAUCGAUAUUGGUAAAACUAGAUGAAUGUUUGAAGAAAUACGACGUGUUAGAAAUAUUGUUUUUCGCACAAGGAAUGUAUUCAAUAAUUUCUAGGGAUCCUAAUGCAACUACACAUGUUUUCAGGUUUAUUGAUGAUGUAUUGGCUUCAUUCGAUGACCCAACAUUCUUCGGAGAAAUUACAAUUGGCGUGGAUACAAAUGGAGAAAUUGAUUUGAAAAUUACUGAUAAAGAAAUCAAAGAAAUUGUUUCGUUGGUCAGGAAAAGCUUGUGUUACAGAGGCUGUCUACAACCAAGUCGCUAA